Drosophila nasuta is the source of this 1483-nucleotide messenger RNA. RefSeq names its product oogenesis-related protein sosie (gene sosie). The coding region runs from base 172 to 741 and encodes 189 amino acids. The record is from RefSeq and is a predicted model, not a curated record. Lineage: Eukaryota; Metazoa; Arthropoda; Insecta; Diptera; Drosophilidae. The transcript has 6 exons.
GUGCGCUCCGUUUAUUCUCGGUAAAUUAGUUAAUCGUUCUAUUUAAUCUUAUAAUAAUUAUUUGAUUGUUUAUGUCUAUUUAUACUUUUGUGACAGUUUCUCUCUAAGCAAUUUUACAAUUCUUGUGUAAUUUGGGCAAUAGGUGGCUUUCUGUUUGUACAGCAACAUAAAAUGCAACCAUUGAAGCGUUUUACACAAUGUGGCAGCCUAACCAUGCUCUUUGGUGUUUUUAUCAUCCUCUUUGGUGUCAGCUCAACGGCAUUAACAACAUUCGGCAAGACCAAUAAUCAGCCGCCCCCUACACAAACUCCCACAGUCAAAGGGCGCGAAUGCAGUACACACGAGGAUUGCUCGGCCAUAGAACGUACUAGCUGUGUGAGGGAUCCCAACGACUACAAACUUCGUUGUCUGUGCGGAGACGAUUCUCCUCCAGCGAAUGGACUUUGUCCUGAUGUACUCAAGGGGCUGCGUCAUAAGUGCAACAACAACAACGAUUGUGAAGAUGGAAUGGUUUGUCAAUUCGAAAACAACAACAACCGAACGAUUGGGGUCUCUAAGUUUAUGUCAAGUAAAAUCAAGCAAUGCCUUUGUGAUAAUGAUAAUGGAUAUGUGGAGGAUAUUCUGCACGAUAUUUGCAACGGAGCUAAUGAUUCAUAUCUGGUAAAUAUUUUGGUAUAUGUCUGUUCUUUGAUGACGCCGUUUGCUUUCUCCGCCUUCAUGGCCAUCAAAAAGAAUUUCUAGAAAGCGAUUUAAGCCCUGGCAUGAGAUAUACAAUCCAACCAUUUAUUUUUAUGUCCUUUAGUGAUCCAUCGAAUGUGCCUCAAAACAAACAAAUCAAAUGGAAUCGCCUUGUUCAAACACUUAAGAAACAUAUGUAUGCUCCUGAUAAUACUCUUUCAAAUCCAGAAACCUAGCAUAGCAAAUUGGCUUUACACAAUGUAAUUGCAGUCGUAAUUUGUCCAAAUGUUAAAUUGAUAAGUUUCAUAAGUACCACCGUAAAUUUUAUUCGCUUCUCACACAAAGUCGCGUUAUACAUACAUAGAUUAUAUACGAUAUAUUGUUAAUAAAGUUUUUAUAUAGGUAUCGCUACAAAAAUUUAGUCUGUACUUGAUAUAUGCAUAUAAAUAAAUACACAUAAAUAUAAACAUAUAUACAUAUAUAGUGGCGGUUAUAUUAAGCAACGUUUUUCGAUUCAAUAAGUAGACAGUUCUAACACAGUUUAACAAAAUAAUUGUAGACUUGUACGAAUAUGCGUUAAACCUGUUACGAUUACAUAAUGUAUCAAAGAUAUGUUACGCUGACUACGUUUUAUCAUUGUGAAUCACAUGAAACACAACCACGUCAAACAGUUUUACAAGUUCGCACUUCCAGGGCAAAUCGUAGCUUAUAUGCAAUAAAAAAGCAAAAUAAAUUUUGUACAUUUGCUGAUGAAAGCUAUACACAUUGAACAAUUUUUGUCCGUAGUAGUAAAAUUUUAUUAAAU